This is a messenger RNA of Solanum dulcamara, 1550 nucleotides long. RefSeq names its product U-box domain-containing protein 21-like. Gene Ontology annotation, molecular function: ubiquitin protein ligase activity. The record is from RefSeq and is a predicted model, not a curated record. Gene Ontology annotation, biological process: protein ubiquitination. Bases 67 to 1365 code for a protein of 432 amino acids. The transcript has a single exon. NCBI's taxonomy places the organism in Eukaryota, Viridiplantae, Streptophyta, Magnoliopsida, Solanales, Solanaceae.
AUACUUCCAAAUCUCUCAAAUAUCUUUUUUUUUGUUCAUAUUAUUUGUUAAAAGUUUAUAGUCACUAUGAUUUUUUCUUGGAGCCGUAAAAAGAAGCUUUCAAAAUUGAAUUCUUGUAAAGAACUUACAAUUCCAUCUCAUUUUCUUUGUCCAAUUUCUCUUGAUUUAAUGAAAGAUCCAGUGACAUUAUGUACUGGAAUUUCAUACGAUCGUGAAAACAUCGAAAAAUGGAUCGAGGCACGGAAUUCAACGUGCCCCGUGACGAAUCAACCCUUGAGAAAUUUCGAUAUCAUACCGAACCAUGCCAUAAGGAAAAUGAUUCAAGAUUGGUGUGUGGAUAAUAAAAAUUAUGGCAUUGAAAGAGUUCCAACUCCAAGAAUUCCAAUAGAUUCGUCUGAAGUAACGGAGAUUUACUCGAGGCUAAUGAUUGAAUCUCAACGAGGAAACGAGAAAAAAUGUAAGGAGUUAGUAGGACGAGUCAGGAUUUUGGCUAAGGAGAGUGAAAGAAACAAGAAAUGCAUAGUGGAAUGUGGGGCAGGUUCUGUUUUUGCAACAUGUUUCGAGAUUUUCUCGAAUGUUAGCGUGGGAAUAUUACAGGAGGAACUAUUGAAGGAUUUGUUAUCUGGGAUGACAUGGAUGUUUCCGAUUGGUGAAGAGGGGAUAUCGAAACUCGGGUUAUCGACGUCUUUACGUUGCAUGUCACGGUUCAUGAAAGGUGAAGAUUUAUCAGCAAGAAAAAAUGCAGUUAUAGUCAUGAAAGAAUUGCUCUUUUAUGACCAAAGUUGCACAAAUGUCCUAAUAGAAAUCCAAGAUUUGACUGAAUCGUUGUACCAAAUGGUGAAAGUACCGAUUUGCCCUUUGGCUACGAAAGCUUCGUUAAUGGUAAUUUACUCUAUUAUUUCAUAUACAUCAAGUGAAAAUAACAACAAAAUUGUGGCUAAAUUUGUCAACAUGGGGUUAGUUUCUUUGAUUCUUGAAAUGCUUGUGGAUUGUGAAAAGAGUAUAACAGAGAAGGCAUUGGCUGUUUUGGACAUUAUUUGCAAUUUCCAAGAAGGGAAACAAAAGGCUUAUGAACAUGGAUUGACUAUGGCAAUACUAGCCAAAAAAAUCAUAAGAGUUACAGAAAUGGCCACUGAAUGUUCAAUUUCAAUUUUGUGGAAGCUUUGCAAAGGUGGAAAUGAGAAUUCAAUAAUUGACGCAUUUGAAUUAGGUGUAUUUCAGAAACUAUUGGUGGUUUUACAAGUGGGAUGUGGUGAAAAAACAAAGGAAAAAGCUACUGAAUUGUUGAAAUUGAUGAAUCUUUACAAAGAUAGAGUGGAUUGUUUUGAUGGAUUAACUUUCAAGUAUCUCAAGAAGUCAUAUUGAAUUGAAAUUUAAGUUGUUCGUACUCUUUAAAAAUAUUGUAGUGGUGUAAGAUCAUGUUUGUUACUUUUGAAAGAUCCGCCGCACUAUGAUAUUAGUGAUACUUUUGAAGAAUUUGAGCAACAUAGAUUGAAACACAAUUUUUGUAGUACUUAGGAAUUAAUAUGUAUAGAUAUACAAAAAAAAGG